This is a messenger RNA of Exserohilum turcica Et28A, 2310 nucleotides long. RefSeq lists its product as uncharacterized. Lineage: Eukaryota; Fungi; Ascomycota; Dothideomycetes; Pleosporales; Pleosporaceae. The record is from RefSeq and is a predicted model, not a curated record. The transcript is spliced from 2 exons. Bases 1 to 2310 code for a protein of 769 amino acids.
AUGCUGACAUACCCAGAUAGACAGAGAUUCCAGCAGAUACGAGCUCAGUGGGAGACGGCGCACCCUGGCGGAGAAAGACCAGCAGCAAUGGUAGGCUGGAGGGACAAACCAGCACCUCAGCAGUUGACGAGAGUGGAGCCACAUGAGAAUGGCGCCAGCAAGUUUCGAAGAAAGCUUAGCCAUGGACUGGCUUUCAUUUCGAGUCCUCUCUCGCAGCGCAAAAUCACCCCAGGACGCAGCCAGGCCAGGGUGCCCUCACUGGCUGUCACCGAGCCCUCUGCGACCGAUAUUACUUCUGCUGCCUCCGCAUGCGACGCUCUGAUCCCAUCGGUGCGUGAACCCAUUUCGCCCGGGCCUGUGGGCGACUCGGCAGGAGACUCAACAAAGCAAGCGGAUAUCAAUGCCUCGCCCAAAAUUGCCGAUGCUCAUAUUGCUCGCAAGCCGCUUUCUCGCUCGUGCACGACGAGCUUCAUCCCUCUUCCCGCCAAGACAGAGUCCAAUACGUUCGCCACAGACAUUGAGGGCGCUGUCAUGUUUCCCUCCCUCACAACAAUUUCUCAGCCCGCAAUCGAGUCGGUACUUUCAAAAAUUCCCACACCGAGUCCUCCGCUGUCUGAACGUCGUUGCGCUAGUCCUCGUCGAUAUCUUCAACAUCAUGCGUCCUACAACACAUCACAGCAAAUGAAGCACAUUACAUCAGCUCACACGUUCGCCACCAGCAACGGCUCACCUGCAAAGAACCCGCAGGCGUUGCGGUCACGUACUACCCCGAAUUUUGUCAAGGGACCUCAUGCGUCGCAGUCGGCAGGGUUCAUGGCUCCAAGACGGCCCGGAUCUAAGAGACCUAUCGUAUACCAAAAAGUUCAGGGGGCAGUCUUGCAAGAAAACAUACCCGUUCACAGGCACGUUGUGAAUAGGUACUCGCAAAUUCAAGAAAGACCACUGAAGCGCGAGUCACUCGCCAUGCCACCAACGUUAUACAGUAGGCGGUCUUUCUGCCCGAGCACUUCAACUGUGCCGAGCAGGAAUACAAGUUUUGCGACCCCGCAAACCGCAAGGAGACCAUCAAGCUUGUAUUUUGCUCCGCAAACGCCGGUCACUGUAAAGCGGAUUCAGCCAGAGGGACCAGCUACACCAAAAUCCCCGAAACAUUCGGUGACAAAACCCGGCCCAAUCCUCCAAUCUCCCUUUGUGGACACACUGCCGGCCCCCAAGUCUACAGAGACUGAUUCCAAAAGGCCCACUCUUACGCGGUCACAUACAGAACUUCACAUGCAGAGGAAAACGUUAGGCACACCAAAUGGAUUGGGGGGCGUUUGGCGGCCGUCUCCCGCGCUGGCAGUGGCAACUCACGAGGUGAGCAAACUCCCGCGCUAUAACUCCCUCCACAACUUUGGAUCCAAGUUGGAGGCCGCGCCGCCAGUGCUUCUCCCACCAAUCCAGACUAGAAAAUCGCCUCUGCCGGACCAGACGCCGCGACCACGUAUGGAUUCAGGCAUGCCCACUACGCCUCGCCCUGGCAGGGUUGUAUCAGAUGCAACCUCUUGCCAGUCCGGUUCUGAAGAGACUGAUGAAGGAGCGAGUCACAAUGACACCAAGGUUCUCGCCCAGGCCUGCCAGAUUCCUUCGCCAUGCGAGACGCAGACCGAGUCAACUAUUAGCCUUGCAGCAUUCCCUUCGGUGCCAAAGAUGGCUAGUCCUCGAAUAGCGUCCCCUGAACUAGGUGAAAUGAUGGGCUCUUUAUAUGAAACGCCAUCGGAGCCUUCAGGGGAUAUGCAAGAGCAAGAAGUAGCAGAAGAUGCUGACAUGAGUGUUUUUCAGGUCAAGGACUAUAUGCCACCGCUGUAUUGGGCUGGUCGAUUCCAGUCGCGAUACGAUCAAUGGCGUACUGAGGCGAUGAAUGCGGAGCUGAAGAUGCAUACGGACCAUGAAGUGUCGACUCAAUUGAGCGAGUAUAAGCUUGACCAAGAGAAGCUUGCGAUAUGUUACAUAUUUGCGCAGCUGCGUGAUCUAUGCACUACUGAUCAGGCAAUAGAUAGUCUCUGGGAAUUCGAAUACAAGUACCGGAAGGAUCACAAGCUGCUUAGCAGCCCAUCUGAUCUCUCGCCAAAGACCGGUCUCAAGCAAGGAGACGGCACCAAUGCUUUAGGCAUGGGAGGUGGUGCCUUUGGACGAGCUAUCAGGAAACUGACGCCGCGCAAGAGUAGCUUCGCCAAUCUUGUCAAGGUCAAAGGACGAAACAAGUCUGAUGAGACGAAACAAAACGAGACGUCUGAGCAGAACCAAGAGAUAUGUUCGGAUAACUCGUAG